Messenger RNA from Helicoverpa zea (corn earworm), 1278 nucleotides. RefSeq names its product ras-related and estrogen-regulated growth inhibitor-like protein. The transcript is spliced from 6 exons. The coding region runs from base 252 to 887 and encodes 211 amino acids. Lineage: Eukaryota; Metazoa; Arthropoda; Insecta; Lepidoptera; Noctuidae. The record is from RefSeq and is a predicted model, not a curated record. Gene Ontology annotation, molecular function: GTP binding; GTPase activity.
CUAGAGACGCCGGCAGUCGCGCGGGAAACUUCGCGGCACUCGGUCGGGCUUACGUCUGUAAGCAGCUCCGUGAAAUCUAUCUCUCGAUCAUAUUUACGAUAACUCUCAUCGAUUCGUGCGAGAUAUCGACGGCUACCGUGUUUUUUGACAUAAACUGUGAUCGUUAAUUGAUGUGGUUGUUGGACUCGGCUGCCAUAAUGUCCGGCUAAACAAUUUUGUAAAAUAAAAGUGAAAAAAACAACGCUGUCCAAAUGAAGAUGACUGUGAAUCGUAUAAGGGUGGUGGUGCUAGGGAGCCCCCGGAGCGGCAAGUCUGCGGUGGUCGUGCGUUAUCUAACAAAGCGGUACAUCGGAGAAUAUAGCUCGACAGGAGAUUUCCUUUAUCAGCACAGAGUGGUUUUCGACGGAGCCGUUUCAGAAGUUGAAAUACUAGAUACAUCUAAUUGCGCGAUCCGAGGCUGCCUCGCGGAGCACGUGCGAUGGGGCGACGCCUUCGCUGUGGUCUACUCCGUCUGCGAGCGUCGAUCAUUCCUCGCGGCUGCUGAGCUGCUGUCCUUGUUGGAACAAACCCGCCUGCCCGGCUGUGCUGCCGUCACCCUCUUGGGAAACAAACGAGACCUCGAACACGCAAGGGAGGUCCACGCAGAGGAGGGUCAGGAGCUGUCGCUGCGGUUCGGAUGCCAGUUCUACGAGGUGUCGGCGGCGGAGUCGUGCGCGGGCGCCGCGCUCGCCUUCCACGCGCUGCUGCGCGAGGCGCGCGCGCUCGCACUCCUGCUGCCCGCGCCCAGGCGCAAGCUCGCCGCAUACUCCGUCUCUAAGGUAAUUGGCACAAUAUUCGGGAAAAACAGCAAAAGUGUCAGAAAGAAACGGCCGUCUCUCAGCAUUUAAGAUGUUAUUAAUUUAUUUUUAGAACUUACUUACUUAUUAAAUCCCCCAGACUGGUUUGUAUAUAAUUAAUUUUAAUUAGAUUAAGCUAUUCUUUAAGGUGAUCUUAUCAUGUAGCUGCAUUAAUGUAGGUAUCCUACAUUUGUGAAUUUGAAAAUAGGACUAUUGGUUCAAACUAGGCACGGCAUAUCGAAAAAUAUCUCAAAAGCCAUAUUAAACUUUAUAAGAUAUGUAAAUAAACUGAAUAAUGUAAAUAAAAUGAAAUCGUAAUAAGCCUCGCAUUAGAAUUUAUUUUUUGAGUAUAAACAUUGUAAAUAAAAAAUGAAUGCAUAAAAGAUUGUGUGACUGUAGUGAGAUACAGUUAUGUGAUUAUAAUACAUUUUUAUACGAUAAA